AAAAUGCUUGAGCAUCCCCUGGGCUCCUUCUCCGCGUCAGUCCUCAACAUGCACAGGUAGGACUGACUUCACAGGGGAAUUUCAUCUCUGUGGCUCCUUCUGCUCCUGAAAUCUCACGGCUGUGACUUGCUGCUGAGCCUGUCUCCCAUCACAGAGGGGACUGAAAGAUGGCCUUCCACAGUUCUGGUCGAACAAGGUAAUGUUUGUCUUUUUGUGUUAUUUCUAUUACAACAGAUACCAUUAUCAGCCAGGGUGUUCACUACAACCUAAUUUAAUCUUCAUAUAAAGGAAUUAAACAUCUCUAUUAUUCAGCUUCCUUUAUGGGCGUGUUGAAAUCUAUGGAUGAGCCAAGUCAAGAGAUGAUCAUAUGUCUCAAAUGUAGCUGAAUUUAUAGCUUGUAAACACCUUACAUGACAUUUCAACUAAGACAAAAAAAGUCUUAAUAGAUGUCUGCAUAGGUAAAGAAACAUCUACAGCCUCAUCACCUGUGGAGACUUUCCAAUCCAUCUCUUUUAAACCGGUUUUCCAAAACAGUUCUGCAACAAUCUAUCUUCAACAUGACUGGACUUCAUGCUCCAAAGUAAUCCAUUUUUAAGGUAAUUGAGAUAAAUGAGAUUAAACUCAUGCCAGGAGUCUUUGCUCAUUUCCAGCAUCUUCGGCACACCCAAGGGACAUCACAAUGGGUGGCAGUGCAGGGACAGUCCCAUCAAAUGUUGAUGAAUGUUAAAGAGUAAAGUAGAUGACUUGUCAUUGACUAAUGGUUGAUGCCCCUAAGGGUCAUUUGAUGGAAUACAAAGUGUGAGUUUUCCUCAUCCUCGUAGGGGUUUCCUUUUUAACUGUGUAAGUAUCAAAUUUCUAAAACCCAACACAAAACCUUUAAUCUUGCAGGAUGUAAAUUACGCACUUUCAUACUUACGGUAAAUGGGAUUUAGAUGCAUUUACGACAGCAUUAAAUCUCAAAGCCUACAUUAAGACAGCUGUCAGCUUUAUAAUCCAUCAGUCUUCACAUGGCUUUCAUGAUGUUAUUUGCAGAAAAGAAAAACUAACCCCUGAGGGACUCUGCUGUACAGAAAGUUGCAAAAGUAACAGCUGCUUCUGGGACAUUGAGCCUAAUGUGAGGGCAGAUGUUGCCGGGAAUUUCAUGCUUUUCAACUGUGUAAGAAGUGGCAAGCAAGUCAUGCAAUCAUGUACAGAGAACCUUCAAGUAAAGCAAAUAGAGGAGGAUAUACUUGAUUUGGUUCUACUAAUCUCAUUUUGCCUUUAUAGUUGCAUAUUUAUAGUCAGUUACUAGGUGAUAGACAAAGUCUUUGGCAGUUUGGUACAUGAGAAUAAUGACGCCAACAACAUGUGUCUUUUUGAUGUCUGGUUUCAAAGGGAGCUUUGAUUAAGAGUUAGAUCAGACUAAGUCAGACCUCAGAUGUCAACGUUUUGAUGCAAACAGUGGAGCUCUUUAAUACUGUAACAUGACUUUAAACUUUGGGUGAAUUAAAAAAAUACUGCAGUUCCCCAUAAAAAUUCAUACAUUUUCCAGUAUUAGUUAGCAUGUGUGUUCCCUGGUACUUUUUAAGGGAAGUUGAAACUCUUUGGAAAAUGCUGACUAAAUUUUUAGCAUGACAGCUGACCCAACUAUAGCAGCAGAUUCCACCAGUAUGAUGAGCUAGGACGACAAGGCAACAGUGGCAUGCUGAAAUUGGCUGAGGCAUGUAUGGACAAAACAGAAUUGAACUCUGACUCCCAGUACAUUAGGAAUAUUCUUCUAUCGUUAAAACAGCAACAGUCUUUGCAACGACACUGACUGACACAUAAACAGACAAAUCUGCAUUGCAAUUAUGGUGCAUAUAUUUCCAAGAAAUCCUGCUCAGGGUGGAGAACUGAAACUUUACUAUGUAUCAUUAAUGCGUUACAGGCACUAAUUUGAAUUAAUCCGACAAGCUGUGGUCAUUUUCACAGACGUACAGACAGUGAGGAUCAUGGGAAGGAUCAGGCCACAAUUCAAAUUCAUAAACAUAUUUGACAACUCAUUAGCUUACAUCUUUGACACUGCUAAGCUAAGCUAUCGAUUUAAAUUCAAUAAAUAACGAAAGAGCCAACAAAGUUUCUUUAAACUUCCCAUGACAGUCAUAGCUUCGGCUUUUUGUGAGUUCCUUGCAGAUUUUGUAUAAUAUCAGUACAUGCAGUAUAUGCUGCAUAAACAUCAUAGACUAUUUAUAGAGUGGACACCGUCUGCCUCCUCGCUGAGUGAAGCCACUUGUAGAACAGCACCCUCUGGUGACAGGCUGCAGUAUAGGUCAUAAAUCCUGCCUCCUUCAGCAAAGCUUGUGGGGCUGUGGACAAACUUUAGAAGUUUAUCGCACAGAAUAUAAAUUUUUCUCCCCCCUGCUUGCAAUGUUGACAUGUAGUUAUUGUAAGACUGGUUUGUGGUCAAGUCCUCUUUAUUUCUGUACAGCUCCAUUUUUAAAAGUUAUCAGGGCUUCAUGUUUUCUAUGAUUGACACUUGAUACAGCCUAUGGGCGUACGAAUGCUGUUUGAGACUCUCUGCGACUCGAGAGCUAUUCGGCUUCAAAUUCGUAUUAUGACAGAAGGCGGAACCAAGUUGUCCAUAGUACAUACAGUCAAUGAUAAACAUUAGCAAGUUCACAUGCUAAUGUUAACAACUGUCUAAUAACUUUGGGUUUGUAGGUUUAAUUUAAAGGGUUUAAUGAAGGUUCCAUCUUGUCACAUUUCAUCAGUGACAUCUUGUUGCACCAGUCUGGACUGUUGAUGGAUUUACAUGAGGAGCAGACAGCAAACCCCUCUGAGGAUUUGUAGAUGCUCCUUAAACAUGAAGGGCAUAAUGUUAGAGCCCGGUGCUUGUUCUUAAGAGACCUGGCUGCCUCGGCCAUUAGUCAUUUCUCUGACAGCACACUCACACACAAAGGCACACACACACUUCUAGACACACACAUAAGAAGAAGAGUUCAGACUGCAGAUGUGUUACGCCCUCAGAAACACCACCUCUCAUUUAUUUCUCAAUUGAAGAGCUGCAAUCUCUGCCUCUGGACAAGCCUCUUCACUGUUACUGUCAGUCAUGUUGUGAUGCUAGGAUUCAAGCAUACUAAUGCUAGUGAAAGUGAUGACCAAAGGUAGCACUGUUCUAACACUUGUUCUGCUAUGUAAGGUCACCUUGGAAAAGCUGCAAGGCUAUUACAGUAAUUUAUCACCCGAUUCUCCGGUAUUUAAUUGUGGACUUGUUCAUGGGGCAGCUGUGUGCCUCUAACAAGGGCCAAAGCAAUGAGGGUGCAAGAACUCUAUUGGAAUGCAAGGAAUUAUUAUUACACUUUCCACCGAUUAUUAUUACCCUUGCUCUUUUGGAGGCCUUAACAUGCCUGAAAACUCACCAUUUUUGUACACGCAGGCAUGUUUUUCAGAGGUUUCCCGGAAAACUCUGGAAAAAUUAUACUCUUUAGCGCCCAGCCCUUCCAGCUGUGGUUAUUUUCACCUGCAUGUAUGAUUUCACAUUUGCCACGCCAAACCCUGCAUCAAAGUCUUUUUUUUUUUUUUUUUUUUACCGUUUUCCAGGGUGUCUAUUGGAAAAAAAAACACACCUAAGGGGUUUUAUCUAAUCAACUCCAAAUUUGCACAGUGUAGUAUAGACAGAUGUAAGAUGAAAAGUUGCUCAAAGCUUUUGGCUUGCAGAAGUUUUCCCUGAAAGAUGAAACAGGAAGUAGUUUUUAUAUAUUUUUUAUUUCAGCCAUGCAUGCUCCAAUCUGAGCCAAAUGCACCACACGUAGUAAGGGUCCAGGUCUGAUCACAGUCACAUGGCAAUAUUUCUCAUUCCAGUCAUGGUGUCACCCAGUGGCAGCAGGAAAUGCAACACUUAGCUCUAUGAAUAGUAACCCCAGGAUCAUUCAAUAUAAUUUUCGCUCAGGAUAACCUUGAGAUAUUGAUUUUUAAAUGUGCCAAAAACUGUGAAUUUCUGUCCGAGGGCAUUGUCAGCACAGUGCAACCAAUAACUUCUAAAGUGCUCCAGCUCAGCCCAAAACUAACUAACAUAUCGGCACAGUAUCCCAUGUGCUUAUGAGGGGUCCCAGCCUGAACACGUGCAUCUUUGAUAAAUUUCCAAAAAACACAACAACUCAAAAUUAAUUCUUUCACAUAACUUCUGUCAAAUCCUAUCUUGAUUGUUGAAUUCCCCUCAACAUUCCCCAGGUGUAUCUCAUUCCUAAUAUCAAUUGAUCAGGCUAGGAUUCCAAAAAAAUGCAUUAAGUUUUGUGCAAAUAUGUUUAUAUUCAAACUGAAAACAAACAAACAAAAAAUUAUAUGGUUGUGAAUAUACAGUACAUGUAAAGUAUGUGAAUGUAGAUACCGAAAUGCUCAGUAAUUGAUAGAUGGCAUAAAGAUGUGGAGUUGCUGGUCUUUGUCUUAUUGUUUCAUCAUUAAAACUCAAAAAAGUAGUUCAUCUUUGAAGGGUGUCAUGACUUUCGUACUUGGAAAUGAUCAUGUCAUGAGAUAUGCUGUCAACCUUUUAUUCCUCACUGAAAUGCAAAGCAAACACAUUUCAAAGAAGCUGGUGUGAAUUAUCUUUUCUAUUUCUGUGAUUGGAUGAGCUCAGAGGACACCAGUUAAGUGCCCAGUCAUGGUGUCACCCAGUGGCAGCAGUUAAGUAAUCCCUGUGGUGUGUUUAUUGACUGAGGCUCAAGAAACUGUCAUAGAGAAUUAGAUAUACAACCAUCUUCUGACUUUCUCAAUCAUUCCUCCGCAGAAAACAACCUUGGUGUCUAUUGAUGUCGGCGUACUCUCCAGUCCAUUUGGCCUUGCUGGGCCUCCUCCUCGCUCCAGUACUUGGGCGUAAGUCACCCACAGACAAUGCACACCCAAUGACUCAUCACAGAAUCAGUGUACAGUUGAACAUUGUUGCGUCCGUUACUGUGAAAGUGCUUUUCUUGUCAACACAUUCAGAGAGGACUGAGAAUUGUGUCACCGCUGUAUGCUGAUCAUUGCUAGGUCACUCAAAAAAGCAGAGGGCAAAAAUAGCAAUCACACUGUGCUGGUCUGUGUUGUGGGAUUAAAUCAGAUUAAAUGCCCACUCUGAUCAUCACAACAAGCCCUUUCUCUGCUGUUGUUUGAGGACACAAUAAAGCUAACAUGCAAGUGCAGGGGAAGCCAGGUGAAUUAGGCCUCAUUGUCAGGACGCACACAUGCAACUGCAUGUGACAUCUUAAUUGUGGUUAAUCUCAUUGCACUAAUGAGUGGCUUUCUGAGCGUAACGUCGUGGCAGGCAGUAACUUUAACAACUUGAGGCCCAAAUGCACAGUCAGAUAAGUGUUUAGUGGUUGUAAAUAUGGGAUUAUAAAUACCGUCUCACCACUUUAUCUCAUUUCUCAGCAGUUAUGUGGGGCUUUAGAACAGCUUCCAGAUGUGUUUUGUUCACGCUGCUCACUUUAAAUGAGCUGACUCAGGUUAUUGACUGGGAAGGCCCCCCGGCUGUCACGAUCCUUUUUCAUGUAGUUCUUUGAGGUGAGGUUUACCUCCUUUGAAACUGCAAAGGGGCACUUACAGGUAGCGCCUCUUUCUGGCCAAGGCCAAGGUUUAGAAAUUAGUGGGGUAACUUUAAAUUUAACCAAAACCACCAAAAACUCUGUUACAAAUAAAUAAAUUUGACUAUUUUGAAACUUUUGGUUUGUAUUACUGCCUGUUUAUCAUUCCCCCAUUAGAUUUUUCAUUCAGACGGAGAUGUUGAAAAUCAAAAAUCAAGUGAUUUGUGAUUUCUCUUUUCCUAAUCCUAAAUAUUGAAUUAUCAUUUCCUGUUUAGUUUAUCAGUACAAACAAUCAGAAUAAGACAGUGAUGAAAACUAACCCUUUUUUUUUUUACUGCAUAUGGUCACAGACAAAGGGCACUUCCUGUUAAAGAAGUCCUUCAGGCACUCUUGCUGGGCAGACCUCGGUAGCAUAUCAGCCGAUGCUGAAAGUCUGGAUUAACAGUUAUUUGUUCCUCCUGUCAAUACUGGUUUAGUAACAUAAACGUGACAGUGAACUGCUUCCUCCUCAGCAAGUGGUAAUGCCAACCAGAGAUGGGCACAAGUCACAAUUUACAAAUCCAAUUCAAGCUUCCAGUCACUGAGGGGCAAGUCAAGACACAUCUGUCAUAGGGUCGACAAAUAACAACAACAUAAAAAGUUAUAUUUGUAGAAUGGAGAGGUUAAUUGAUUUGUAAAUUUAAUACAUAAUUUAUUUCAAGUUGAUAUUUUGUCAUUGCUAAUUAUAUCAUUAAAUAUGAAUAUAAGUGAGCUAAAAAGUAAUACAACACAGACUCAACAUCUGAGUUAAAUGUAAUCGUUCAAUUUACAAUCAAAAUGUGCUACAAUGAAUUGCAAAUAAAGUCACACACAGUGCUUCCAGCCUCUGUCUGUGGAUAAACAAAAAAAAAAAAAAACGUGCAAACGUAAAACAAUAGAUUUAAAAAAGGAUCAUUAUAGAUGAAAGCUGAUGUCACAUUAUAGGGGGGUUUAUAAAAGGUAUCAAUCCUGAUCAUCAAGUUAGAUUAAAAAGAAAGUGUCUGAGAAAAUCCAUUUAAAUUUAACCUGACGACACAUGACCAGAGCCACCGCCACGCAACAUUAGCUGCCAUAUUUAUCAACAUUAUGUUUCCAUUUAUGAUGACAUAUUAGGAUCACGAGGACUGUCUUUACUGUUUGGACUAAAAAUAUCAAAUAAUACUUGAGAAGUCCUUGUGUGAAUAUGUGGACAACUGCAGUAAUGAGGAAGCCUUACAUUAAAAAUGCAUACAGUAUAUUGUGAUGUUAAUUCACUUUGACAUUAAUGACCUUGUUUUUUCCUUGAAUACAUCUCCCUAAGAAUACUAAUUGAAUAAAUUGGAUGGUAAUUCAUUAUAUUUAGCAAAUUCAGCAAAAAGGCCUAACAAGAUUAAUGCUUUUCUUCUAUCCUAUCAGAACUAGACCUCAACCGACUGGAUGGUGACACAGUCUGCCCUCCAAUACGAAGUGGACAGGAUGACCUUCCAGGUAAUGACCAAACGUUAAGUUAAAUUUGAACAGCAGCAGUUGAGGCUGUUGUCUCAAAUCACAAGCUUAACCACAAAGCCACCUAAAACAGUAAAUAGACUAUUCGUAGAAGAGAGGUAAGUUUACAGUUGUUCAGGGUGGGCCGCCUAAUGCUUUAGAUUUCAAUGAGGCAAAUAAAAUGUUCCACUUGAGCUUCACAGAACUUUACACGGAACAGCUCAGACUCAGCAAGAAUGUAAUUGCUCACCACCAUCCUGUUAGAGAAAGUCUGAACAUCUGUGGCUAUUCUGCUCUUGAAGAAAGUAAAACAUCAAUUAACAGAAAAAAAAAGAUCUUAAUUUUUUUAACAGAGCUGUUGUUCCUAAUUUUUUUUAAUUCCGUUAACUUGACUUUACCUCUGCUACCACCAGUUGCUUUAGGAAAUAUCUUAUUAAAGGAUGAAUAUUUUGCAAAGAAAUUAAAAGCACAAACUCAAGACCAACCAAAGAAGAGUGAAAACGCUUUGCUGAGCCACUAAACUUUCUUUUCAGUUUUCAAUUUUUUCCUAUAAGUUGGCUUCACACCCCUCUACUCAUUAUUCUCUGUCUAUAAGAGGCACACAGUGGGUUAGAGUCUCCUAUUGAAGUUCCUGGUGGUGGAAAUAGCUACAGCACUCCAACUGAUUUGCAGGGUCCUUUUUUCUAAAGAAAGUUUAAGACCCAGCUUUUUUACUGUCAGAGAGAGAAGCAGGUUCUGUUUCUGAAAAAGAACCCAAACUUAACCCAAACUUAGUGACCAGAUUUUUCAAAUGUGCUUUAAAUGAAAGCUCUCAAUUAAGGAUGAAACUUGAAUGUUUUCAUUAUGUAAAACCUGCUGUAUAGAUUUUCCUUUAGAUAUUGUAAUAUUUGUAAAAUGUAUUAUGUUCUGUGGUAACACCUUUAUUUGAGAGAAAACCAUAAGCCUGGUUUUAUCUGUAUUUAAAACCAAGUUCAGAUCAUAUAAGCAGGACUGGACAAUGUUAAAAGCAGCUUGUAAAAAUGCCUGAGUGAGUCAGGCUUAACAGUGAUAAAUAAUGGUGUCGUCUGCGUACAAAUGAUACACUGCAUUUGACAAAUUGUUAUAAUGAUUGUAGAUUGAAAAUAGAAAGGGUCCCAGCACUGAACCUUGGGGGACCCCUAAUGUCCAAAAAAGAAGAAGUAGUUUCAGCUCCCAGAAAAAUAAUCUGUAUUAAUUCUUAAUCCAGCCUUAAUUGAUCCCAUGUAGGAACCAAAUAGAGCUUGAACUGGGAUCCUGAAUAUGUUUUGUCAAAUUGGGCCCAGUACACAUCAAAUGUAAAAAUGCAUAAAACCCUAAAAGACAAUCAGAAAAUAUCAACCUCUGAACAACCCAUUCUGGGCCAUUUACAGCCCCUUUCUACCCACACAGAGCCUGCAUAGGUAUAUUAGAUGGAGAUAUCAGAAUGUGGGGAUGUUUGCAUAUCUCUUACAUAACAUGACUACAAAAAGCUCCACACUAUGCAUUUUUAAUUAUCCCCCCCAUUGUUUCAUUAUGAUUGUCAGAAAAUAAAUAAAUAAAUAAAAAUUCUGAACAACAUAGAAAAUUCGAACAUCCAGUAACAUCCAGCCAAUAUCUAAAGCAUCAAAGGAUCACUGCAAUAUUGAAACGCUGGCUGCACAAGAACAAAGUGUCCCUCCUUUCAUCACAGUAGCUGGAAUUAUAAUAAGAUGACACACUUUAUGGGUCUCUCCAGCUACACUACCGUCAUUAGUGCAACAGCUUUAAUUAAUUAUUAACCUACAUACAUUGUAACAGAAGCUCAUUCUUACAUUAUCUCUUGUAGGAUUUGAUCUGAUCACACAGUUCCAGUUGGAUGUGAUCCCCCUGAAAGGAGUGAGGAAGGUGGAUGGCUCCACUACACUACAGGUGGCCUACCGCCUGGACAGGGAGGCGAACUUCCAGAUUCCAACCAUGUAAGUACAGUCAACAGGGGGUUUAAAGAAAACAGAUAAAAAUACAGCCAAGUAUAUGUCGGCCACAGCAGUGGUCUCCUCAUGCAGGUGUUGCAUUAUUACAGGUCCUGCACAGAUGUUACAGCAUGGCAAGCGGUAUAUAAUUGUUCAAGCAAAACAUGUCUGAACCCAUUUUGCAUCUCUCAGACACAAAGACAGAGUAGAAAGUAGAGUGGCCUGGUGUAAAACUCACUUUGAAGUUAGUAAAAAAAAAUCCCCUGGACUACGCUUAAAGCUCCUCGUAUGUACAGGAAAUGUACAUAAAAGAGAUAUGUUCUCUGUAAUGAUAUGUCUCCCAUUGUAUGCACUCCUUUAAAGGUGGAAAUGAAAUAUAUGGCUCCAUCUCUCUGUCAUGAGUCUCCCUGGUGUGUAGUUAAAGAUUAGUUAUAGCAGCAAGGCCAGACAAAUGCACUUUUUGACUGUGGGCCAGAAGUAAGCCGUGGAGGGAAAGGGGCUCACAGCUUAAAUGAGCAAUAUCAAAGGGAUACAGUAUUUAAGAGGGGAAACAAAACAUCUCAGGGCAUCACUUUCCUAAAAUUUGAUUCUUACUUUAGCUCAAAUCUUUCAAGGGACGGUCAAAAUUAAAGCAGCAGAAGUUAAGUAGUGAUGGGCAGUUCUUUUAAACGUACUGAAUCACUAGAAUCAGUUCACUAAAAAGAUUCAUUCAAAAGAUUCGUUCACCAAAUCACAGGAUCAUUCAGUGCUUGGCGAGAAGAGCCUGUGACUCCAACCUCCUUAACUGAUACACAGCUGAACGGUUCGGGAUUCAGUUCGAUUCAUAGCUUCUGGGACCGGGAGAUGAGAGUUUUGUGGCUGUGUUGCUUUGGCAAACAGGUUUGUAAAAGUGAACUUGUCUAGAAAUCAUGAUCAUGUUUAAAGUGUACUGUCCUAUGGUAUGCUAUUUAUCAGCUCUGCUUGGUAAAUUGGGCUCAGUGAGUAAUUCGUCCAUUGAACGUUUAGAAGAAUUCAUGCUAAACAUGGACCUUUCCCUUGCAAACCGCUGCAAUGAUAGGAUGCUGCAGGUUUUAUGCACUACUUGUUACAUGCUGUGUCCUAUUGUAUGCAAGUUGUUCUGGUGACAAUUUAAAAAAACCAAACUAAAAAGGUUAGUUUUGUGAGACAAAAAUGAUUCCAGAGAGUGUAGCUCAAUGCGUAAUUCGUUUACCAAGUGAUUCAGGCGUCAGUGCAUGCAGUCCCCCAUUUGCCAGCUGCUCGCCUGGCAAUGUUGCGUGCUAUGGCAGCUUCGGUCCUGACAGCUCAACUGAAGUGAGAAAUGAACAAAUCUCUUGAGGAAGUGAUUUGGUUCAGUAUGUUCACUGAAAAGAUUUGGUUCAUUUGAACAAAUCGUUCACGAACGACACAACACAAAUGUUAAGACUCGGCAUCUCUUUAUGCAAACCACUGAUUUUUAUAAUUACCAACAUGAAACUAACUGCACCUUCUCUAUGACAUGUAAAUGCCCACUUUGUAGAAUAAUAAACCUCCAGUUUAUAAUGCAGGCCUUCAAGUAUAUGCAAUUAAAAUCCAAAUUCAAGUGGCCUUGAUGAUCAUCAGGGUUGUUUGGUCCCUCAGAGCUCUACAGAAUCCAUUACACAUCUGUUUUCAAGGGUUGAGUGGUAUUCCUAAUGACAUUUAAAAGGUGUGACUGCCACUCUUGUCUGGUCUCAUGGGGAAAAAGAGCAUAAAAUAGCUGAGCUGUCCAAACGUGUUUCUGCUGCUGCUGUAUAUGUACAGGAAGAUAAAGUGUGGAGACGCAGCAGGGUAAAACACUCCAUUCACAUUUUUAUACGAAAACACAAUCAGAGCUAUUACUUAUGCUGUUUGAGUGCUCCCAGCUCUUUAAGUGAUUAAAUUACCUCUAACCAAAAGACAAAGAGUGAACCCUUGGGCCCUUUGAGGUUUGUGUUUCUGGUGCAGCUUGUAGUGCAUUACAGUGCAGCCUUAUUUAGCAUCUUAAAUAUCAGAAAACAGUCAUUCGCUAUUCAAGACAUUAUAUUAAAAAAUAAGGGAUUUUCAGUGCAGAGUGUACAGGUUUAUGGCUUUAGCUCCUUAUAUAACCAAAAGACGCCUCCUGGUGUUUCCCAGUGUGUCAGCUCCAUGCUUUUUUGGCUCAUCCCGUUGCCUCAAGCCAGCUUUUCUUCAGAGCCUCUUAUAUAACCCACUGGUACCCUGAAUCUGUGCCACUCAGGCCCAUCACAGAGAAGUAAAUACAUGUUUAUUUCCUCAUCAAAUCCAGUGGCACAGACGUUGCUUUGAAGUUUCAACCUGCCAGCAGGCUUCACACUGCCCCCUGUUCCUGUUCCUUUUCUCUUCAGGUCAAAAGCAGCACAUACUUUACAUCUCCACACCUCAGGCUAGGCUGCAGCGUGGUGUUCAUUUGUUUUAUUGGCGAACAGGAAACUCUUUUUAUUACGGCACCUUGAUUGUUUACAAGAUGGUAAAAGUCCAGCGGUAGCGCCCAUCUAUGAACGCACCACCUGCUGAGAGUGUUGCUCGUUAAAAACAGCAUAGACAGUGGGUGUUAACCAGGGCGGCUGCUGCUGGUCAUUGAAGCAGUGAUUUAUGCAUUGAGGCUGCCUCUAUGAAAGACCCACAACUACUUUGAAAGGGCAUGCCUUGAAAUCUGCCCUUUUUUAAAUAUGCACAACCCAAAAUAACAAAAGUUAUGACGUUAGGACUCCACCAGAGACAUGUCUUGUCCUAUAUCAACAGCUCCUGACACUGUGCUCUACAGUUCUGUCCGCCUCAUCAUAAAUACCUCGCAUGCAUAUAUUGCAAUAUGGGGGAUAUUGGGAUAUGUCAUAGCUGAUUGAUUUCCACAGAGAAAGGGAAAGAAAGAAAGAAAGAAAGAAAAACCUAAUCUAAGAGCACUGAGAGCAUCACCGCCAAAGGUGAGCUUCCUGCCGGCAAGGUCCUGGACCAUAAUCCCUGCAAGCGGAUGGCCAUGCUCACACUACAACAGGGCACCGACAGGAGGUUUUGUCUAGCAAUGUGAGUGCCAAUACUCACCUGAUCCACACAAAUGAUGACACAUCCUCCAACCUCUUCCGAGGCCCCCAGCUGUCCACCACACUCCGGAGAUCGGGUGUACUGGCUCUGGUGGCUGACAUGGGUCCUGUCCUUCAGCCUCUCCUGAGGCCCCAGCUCUCCGAAGCCGGGCCGAAGAUUGGGUGGACUGACUCUGAUGGCUGACAUGGGUCCUAUACAGUAUAUAACCUCUGCUGCAAUGCGUUAUGACAUCACGCCAGCCACCAGAGCCAGUCCACCCAAUUGCCGGAAUGCGGUGAACAACCAGGGCCCUGGAAAAGGCCUGACCCAUGCCAGCCACCAGAGUCAGUCCACCCGAUCCCUGGAGUAUGGUGGACAGCCGGGCCCUUGGAAGAGGUUGGAGGAUGUGUCCUUGGUUGUGUGGAUCAGGUGAGCAUUGGCACUCACAUUGUUUGACACAACUUCAUGUCAGUUGUAGUGUGAGCAUGGCCAUCCGCUGGCAGGGGUUAUGGUCUGGGACCUUGCCGGCAGGAAGCACGAGGUAAAUAUACAUUAUGUUUUACAGUAUUAACAUAAACUAAAUAUUAGAUAACAGUGUGUGGAGGAACAUGUCCGAUAUUUUUCUUCAACACCUUACUAAUUUAACCUUCUGUGUUCAACUUACUUUUCAGGCUAAACUUUCCUCGUGGCUUCCCAGAUGAGUACUCUUUCAUGGUGACCUUCCGUAUGAUCAAGAACACAGUGAACAAGGUGUGGAACGUCUGGCAGAUAGUCGACGAAGAUGGCAAUAAACAAGCAGGAUUGAGGUUGAAUGGUGACCAGCAAGCACUGGAGUACUUCCUGAUGGGCGCUGAUGGCAACCUGCAAACCGUCACCUUCCCCGGCCUGUCUGUGCUCUUUAACACCAAGUGGCACAAAGUGAUGAUUGGAGUGGAACGGGACCAGGUCACUCUAUACGUGGACUGCCAGCCUGUGGAUAAGAAACCCAUCAAGGGCAAAGGGCCCGUCAACACAGAGGGAGACACUCUUAUUGGCAGGUUGGAUACCGACCCCGACGCCUCUGUGGUGGUAAGCAAGAAUGGAGAUUUGCCUGCUGCAUUUAAUCAUACACGCUGACUAUCCUUACAUGCUCCUACAGUGGAAUGGUGCUCUCUGCAUACAAACAUAUUCAGGUUUAUAUGUGUGCUGAGCUUGGCUAUAAUUCUAAAGUGCUGCUGUCACAGCAAAGCUGCUCAGCUGGGUUCCAGUGGAAAAAAAAGAAAAGCUUAAUCCCUGCAGAAAAUAACAUUGGCGGAAAAUCAGGCUCAACAUCGCAUGUAGGGCAUGGAUUUGAACCACAAAGAAAUAACUGCAAUAUGACCAAGGGGUUCAAGUUUCAAUGUCUCAUCUUUAGAGUAUGCGGAGGAUUGUAUAUAUAUAUAAUAACACAUAAACAUCUCUUUUUUUCCAGUUUGAACUCCAAUGGAUGUUGAUUCACUGUGACCCAAAGAGAGCCCAGAGAGAAAGCUGCAAUGAGCUGCCUGCCACUGAGGUACAGUAACAAGGAUCUGCUCAGCAUCUGCUGUGGUUUGUGGUUUUUUACAGGUUGAUAGGGCUCUCAGCUUGUUUGGAAGCAAACAAGGCAGAAAUGCUGAGAUAAAGUAACAAACACUUUGCCUAGCAGUUUCCUACAUGAGGGCAGAGGUUCAUCCAAAACAAUUUGCAAUCUAGAGGUUUUAUUUUGUUGUCUACAGCAGCUUGGACUUAUUGUUCUACAAACAUUUCUUUGAGGCAGAGGUGUCAAAAGCAACAAGGCAUGACCUCAGUAUCUGUGUUGAACCAUAAUGCAUGGAGCCAAAAACACAAACACUUUCUUGCAAGCUUUAAAACAAAGAGGAGGUCUAAACAAAUUAUAUGCGAAAGCAGAAACCCGUUCUGUGACAUGAAAACAACUACAACAGAGCACCAGUAGACUAAAACAUGAAUUUGAGUGGAUAACUCGAUACAGACAUUUCUAUGUUGUUUAAGUAUAAAAGACAAUGAUUGAUGAUAUCAGAAAUGCAAUACAACACCUGCUGACCGCUGCCAUGUCAAGAGCACCUAGCUUAAGAAGCACUUUUUUUUAUAUGAGUGGAAAGUGUGUGGCAAGUGAAACAUGAAUUUGUAAGACCUUACAAACUCCUGGUGUGGAAACAAAGACAAGGCAGAAAUGCUAAAUUAAUUUCCUCAACAGUAUAACUAAGGUUAGCAGCAAAAGUCAGGGAAGCCCCAUCAGACCCUCAAUGCCAUAGUAGGACGUUUGUUUACAGAACAAGAUUGAACAUGUUUACAGCCUGGUUUUUGUGACAACUUCACAUGGGUUCAUUAGUUUUCCUCACUCAUGACUUACUGACAGUUAAGAGCAUUAUAGCCGAUAGGUGGCAAGGCAAUGCAGUGUGUGACUUGUGAAAACACAGAGGACUUGAAUGGAUUUUUGUCAGCUUGAGAGCAACAUUGGAACAGUCUCUAAAACAGUCAUGAAGAACUAACAGGUCCAUUAGUCUUACUAGUUCAUUUAUCUGCUUCGCAAUAAUCAUCACAUACAGGAAGUAAUGUUAGAUGCUAGACUAAUUUAUAUUUGCCAGUUAGACUUUGAAUGACAGGGAAUUGUUGCAGAAAGUGUAGGCGGUGUGCAGUCAGAUAUCUGUACCAUUUUUGUUUUCUUUAAAGUCACAUUUGACACAGAGAUUUUGUGAGAUUUCCUGAUUUAAGAGUUCGGACUUUGGUUGAUGGUUUAUCCCUGUGGUGUUCUGGUUUGAUCACUGUUAAACGUGUCAUUAUUUGUAGUCAUGUGCGGAUCUAUCUCAUUUUUAUGAUCUAUUAUGGUUUUAAAUCUUCUACACAACAAUUCUAGUCAGAAAUUAUGGUCAGUCGUAGUCAGCAAUUCUAAUAUAGCAUAUUGUAUAACAACUUUCCACAGAGACCAAUAGCUUGAGUGAGACAACAUCCAAAAUCUUCCAAAUUCGUCCUAUUCAGCUUAUUGUAGUAUAAAUAUUUCUGUACUCUUUCUUUGUACCAAAACUCAGGUUCUUCAAUUAUGCACUCAGUCAUUUUGAAUUUAAUUCAACUAUGACAAUUUUUAUUUUGAACAUUCAAAACAUUAUUUCACAUGUUUUACAUUAUUUUCCAUAUAAAAAAAAAUAACUUGCCUUUUUUAUUUAAAAAUGUUGCUUAUUUAUUGUUUUUAUUAAAAUUUAUUUCUGCAUUAAAACAAGAUAAGGUCAUCAAAAAGUAUUUCUUUGAAAUUAGUCCUGAAAAGGGUAAGGGGCUGUCUUGAAAUCAAGGUAAUCAAUGCCGUAUCAAUUUAGGUGUUUUUGCUAAUUGCCAGCAUUAAAAAAUGUAGCGCUAAGCUGAUCAGCAAUUAAAAUCAAUGGAUAAAUAUUGCAUGUUCUCAUAAUAUUGAUUGUUUUCAUUAAAGGUAAGUAUUGGUUGGAUUUGUUUAAGGAAAAAAUGUCUUUUUAUUUUAAAUUUAUGAAUUCGAAAGAAUCUGACCUCUGACUUUUAUAUGAAGGACAUCAAGAAUGAUGGGUGCUGAUGGCAACCUGCAAAAUAACUGCACACUAUUUGGCUUUGAAUGUGCAACACUGAAGGUUUUCCCCUUAUUUCACACUACCAAAGAAAAAUUUGUCUGUUUUAGGAAAUGUUGUUGUAACAACCCUGUUUAAGCACCAAAAACAGUGAUUUCAAAACCAGCCUUUUCUUCAUAUUAAGGAACAGUUAAAGUAAUAACUGUGUUUAGACUUUCCAAUAUGUUAUAUUUCAACGACUUGACUGGGAGGUUAUCAUUUCCUUGAAAAAUAAUUGGUAUUUGUGAAGUCCUCAGAGGGGUCAGAUUUAUGUCUGUCUCUUAAACCCUAGAAAAAUGUCUUCCUGGAUAUAUUAAAAAAAAACACCAACACACUUAGACAGACUGUAAUGAGAUUUCUGCCUCUGAGAAAUUUUGUAGCCGGUAAUGAAAAUGCCACUCUGCUGUUCACAAUCUCAUUCUGGCCUGGUGCGUUCUAUUAGAUUUCAGGCUAACAUUUCUGCAUCCAGCUGUGAAGUGGGUCUGUUGUAGAGGAGUGUAGGUACUAUUGGCUGUGUAUUCAAAUGAAAGCAUGAAAUACUCACUACUAUGAUUUAGAACUGGUAUGCUUCUGCUGACACUUUUGGUGGGGGUGGUGUGACUAGUUUCACUAACUCCUUUUUUCUGAUUUUUCUUGCUUCUUCAGAUGUAUGCCAAUGCUGAGGUAUUUAUUUUUCUUCACUACUUCCCCUUUGCUUUGUAUUUUUAAGCCAAUAAUCUACUCAGUGCUUCAGUUGCCUGAUGACCUUAUUGCUUUGACCUAAAUCUUAUUCAUGGUGAUGGUUUAGAAGUUUUUUUUUCUAUGUUAGGGUCAAGUUUUAUUCAAGUUCAUAUGACCUAAAGGUCCACGAAUGAGUCAAAUUUAUUGCUCAGUGAAAUUAAUUUUAUAAUGUAUAGUAUGGUAUACUUUGCAUUAUUAAAGGUGUAAUAAAUGCAUUGAUUUGAUUUAAAUGAUUGACAAUUAAGAGUUUUUUGCUGAUAUUUACUGAUUGAAAGUGUCCACUCUCAGCCAGACAAAUCAGUUCAAGGCCCCCCAGGACCCACUGGCCCAGAGGGCCCCAGAGGGCCUGCAGGUGAAAAUGGCAGGGACGGAAGAGAUGUAAGCAUUUCAGUCUUUCUUCAAACCCAUAAAGUUUUUCUUACUGUCUUCUCUUCACACAGAAACUAUUUUUUUGUGUCAUUUUCUCUCUAUUUUCUUACACUCUCUUGUUUUGUUUGUCUCUCUAGGGUCUUCCAGGCUCUCCUGGCAGCCCAGGCACUCCUGUAAGUAAAACAAAUAUACUGAUGGAGAAUUCUCUGCUAUCACUCUAUCCUCUCUUUUGUUAUUAUUCUAUUAUUCCUCAUGUUACUUAAGGGAGAUUAUACCACAAGUCUUCACAGAUAUACAAAAUGCAUUUCUCCAAUUCAAGAUCACCGGGCACUACAUUUUUGGGUUUUCUGACCUAGGAAACACGAAAGUGGUCCAUCCCUUAUCCGUAAAAUGGGGACUGAUGCUGCCUCUCUGUAUCUUAGCAACCUCCUUGAAGAGGUUCAGGAAAGAGAUAAAGCUGUUGUAGUCCUGUUGUGUCUGUUUCCUAGGGCAGCAAAGGGGAGCAGGGAGAGAUUGGUCUUCCUGGACAGAGAGGCCUGCCUGGUCUUCCAGGAUCUUCUGUAGGAAACUUUACCUCAUCCAUUAUCACAUACUUUCUAUAUUAUUUGCUCUUUCUGUCUGUUUGAUUGUGCUUCUCUUAUUUGCAGGGUUUGCCUGGUCCAAUGGGUCCAAGAGGCCCUGUAGGAGAGAGAGUAAGUAGAUCCUUUUGAGAUCCUUUAUGUCCAAGAUUCUUAGCAAAGACUGUGUAACUGAUUUGGUUCCCUCUGGUGGCAGGGACUUCCUGGUUUUCCUGGACCUCCAGGUUCCCCUGUAAGUGUAAAAUAAAACCUGUUAAAAGACACAUUGCAUGAAAAUUGAACCAAGUGUGAGAGUAAAACUAAAUAUGCUUUGGUCAAUUUGUCAAUUCACAGGGCCCAGCAAGUGAAGGACCUGCUGUAUGUAUUUGACAUGUUCUACAGUAUUUUGCAUGAUCUUUUAAAGAGUAUUGUUGGAAAUCUUAAACAUUGCUUAACAGUGAAUAUUAAGCUGUUCUAACUUUUGUUGGUUUUUGACAGGGACCACCAGGGAAGCCAGGAAUCCCAGGAGAUGAAGGAAACAUUGGGCCUGAGGUAAGACUUCACAACGAGACAUAAGUGUAAUCCUACAAAGCAAAGAAAGCAUCUCCUUCAAUUAGAUGCAUUUGCUUUAGUCUUGCCAUUUUAUAGUACUUUAUACUUUGCUUUACCAAAUUACACAAUGAAAUGUUUCCCCACUUGCAUUUCACACCAACUCUAACUGGCCAGUGGUUUGUACGCCAGCCAUGACAAAAAAUACAACAGAACAAAACAAAAAGCUGUGGUAUCACAUAUAUGAAAAGGAGACAAAUGUAAAGUUGUAGACGUUUCAUUUUUAGACGGACAACCCCUCAGCCUCUUGCUGAUGUGUUUUGAUUGUUUUUGUACAUGACAUUGGUCAACUGGCAAAAGGCCUUUAGUAACGAGCUGAAAAGGAGACAUAUCGCCUACCAAAGCAGAGGCAGACAAGCUUUGGUCAACAGAUUGGUUCUCAACCAGUGCUCGUAGAUUGGGACAAGAUCAGUAGUCCAAGUAAAUUGCCUAAUUAAGCUAUAAGAUGUUCCUGUUUAAAAAUGGCCCAAUCUCUCUCCUAUGACACCUUUGUAUGUAGGACUUCUUUACAAUCUACAGUAGUAGCGAGAACACAGCGUGUAAAAUUAUCAAGGUCAAUACAACUUACAACCUCGUACACAGUAAAAAAUGCAUAAAAACAGAAUCUGUGUGUCUCACCCUAAAGGAGAUGUCACAAGAAGAUGUCUGCAUGGGGGAUAUGGUUUAUUUAUGGGUUUUGAAGUUUCAUGCUUUGAGAUUUUGCCUAGUCAGGCCCUAUAGUUCAACACUCUUGAAGAGGAACUCCAAGUAGGACACCAAAAGUUGGGAGUGAGUCACUGCUUCAAGUGGAAUAGUUCAAGUGUCUUGUGUCUAAUUCACAAGUGGUGACUGGUAGAGUGUUUGCAGGUGUUAUAUUGAAUUGUUGAAGUUGCAAAACUUGUGAUCUACACAGCUGUCUAUUUACAAAAUUAUGGUUUUAAGUUUUCUAUAAUGACAAAAGAAUAAGAUCUCGAAUGCGAACAUCAAAACUUAGUUUUCACUGCAUGAUGGUAAGGCCCUGCUCAAUGAUACGUCAAGAGUUUAGGCAUCAAGCUUCUACACAAGGGAAGGAACAGAUGACAUUUUUUGGUGCACAUCCAAUUGGUUUUGUGGAUGUACCAUGACCCAUUGUAUGAAAAGUGGAAGACAAAUGGUUUGAUAAACUAAAAACAAACAUGACAGGGGCUUUAGAGGGCCUUGACCUUUGUCUUUGGAAUCUACAAAACCAAGGUCUAAGUGUGUGACAACUGAGCCUUGACCAGUGGUAAUACUGGUACAAAAAUAUAUUUCUAUAAAUAUACUCUGGGGACAUUUUAGCUGUAGCUGAUAGUUUAAAAUUAGGACCUGUAAGGUAAAUUCCACAUUACUGAUGUUGCCUAUUUUUAAUGGGAUAUUUCAGAUUGCAGAGAUGCUAUAUUUACUGACAGAUGAAAACCAAAUUCUUCCUCUCACCCAAAAGUAGAGACAUAUAGUAGCAAGUUGAUAUUGCUGCAAUAGGAUUUUCUCACUCAGAAGAAGUGAUCAUUGUGUAAAUAUCUGGCACACAUCUUUCUGCUUUAAAAAAGGGUUUGGUAUGUUACUGUAUGACAUUUGUGUUUUUGCAGGGUCCACCUGGACCCAGAGGGACUCCUGGUACUGCAGGCGUUCCUGGCCCUCCUGGCCCACCAGGUCCUGUGGUAAGAGAGAAAACCAGGUUAUGUUUAAAAAAAAAAAAAAAAAAAAACUCAUUUUCACAUUUCAUGCAACACAAACAAAAUACUGUUUUAAUGUAAUUUUAUCGUCUUUUAUUGUUCUAACAAUGCCUUUUAUCCACAUUUGGGAGCCUGCAUGCAGAUACUAAUAUUCUAAAUAACAAUUGUUGAUUUCAUAUAUAAUCUGGUAUUCAUUUGUUUUAUUAACAAUUCUCCAUGUCAAGAAUAAAAUCAUACUGUUAUCAAACAUUUAAUAUUGAAAAAAAAAACCUCUGAGGCAGCACUUACACUUCAUGAUGCUGCCCCAUCCAUCCGCUUGUAGUGUUUCAUAAGAGGCUACUGACAUCCAUUACCAAGUUCUGAGUUUGCACUACUUCCUCUUUUUAAAUAACAGCUAAGUAUCAGCUAUAAACUGUAUCGAGGAUAUCUCUUAGGUGCAACCUCUAAAGGACUCAUACUAAUUAUUCAUGUCUACUUAUUCACUUUUACAAACCGUUCGUCAUGAAUCAUGAGUGUGUGAUGGUAUUGCAUGCUGCUGUCUUUUCCCGUCAUCUCUAUGGUAAUUUCUGCUGUGGUGGGUUUAUGUGGACAUCUAAACCCCUGUGGCUGUUUUAGAUGUCACUCUGCUAUAUUUUAGGGACCACCUGGUGCCAGCAAUGAAGGGAGUGGGGAACCUGUGAGUGUUUUUCUGUCUUAUACUGUGCCAAAUCUUUCCUGGCUGGGUGGCAGUUGGAGUGGUGACAGUGCAUGUUUGAUCAAACUGAGUCACUAAAAUUAUGAAGCUUUGCAAAAGCAGCCAUGUUUUGAGAACAUGAUUUUGUUCAUUUCUCCUUGUCUGAAUCUGUGUACUCACAGUGUCCUGCAUCCUGUCCUGCUGGACCCCGGGGAUUGGCUGGGCUACCGGGGAUGAAGGUGAGGAAUUUCAACAAAAUUUAAUUUUAGAUUAAGUCGGAUGAAAGUGAGAAUUAGGCCAUAUGUUAGCCUUUUCACUGUAGCUUUCACAUACACUCACAGAAAUACUUAGGCCUCAUUGUGUACAAAAUUUUGUUCUAAAGUUUAACAUAAACUUAGCAAGGUAAGGCACAACACUACUUUUAGUUAAAGUGGUUAGUUAAAGUAGUUAAAGUGCCGAAACUACUUGGUAAAGCUAAGUGUAGAUUAAUAAAGUUACUAGAUGGACUUCCUGGUCAAUCACAGCACAAUAGAGCAGGCUAGUCAAUGCUCCACUAGGUACUUAAAACUAUUCAGCAAUGCAAUAUUUAUAUUUGUGGAGUGUUACUUUCACCAACAUACAAAUUUAAUGAGUGUGUUGAAUCCAAAUAUUUAAUACAUGGUGAUAUCCUCAGGGACACAAAGGUACUGAUGGGGAGCCAGGGAAGGAUGGAACACCAGGAGAGAAGGUACGUGACAGAGUAGCUAACAACAAUAAUGUUCCUCUGUUUGACAGUCAACCAACAAACUGGCUAAAUCAACCCAUUAACAGCAUAUAAAAGCCUGUAAAGCUGGGACACUGUAUAAAAUGAUAAUAAAAUAAUAAUAUGGUCAUAAAAACAAAUUAACAUGUUGACAUUAUGAUGCAUCUGAGCAAAUCAAUUGACCCAUAGCUGUAUGUGUUGAGAUGUUGAGGCAGGGCAUAUUCACUUGGCUGAUUUAGAAUUAUUGCUGAUUUAAAUUUUAAGUGUUUUUUUAUUGUUUUUUUUGGUUUUAUGAUGUUUCCAGUGGGUGAAAAGUCAGGACUAUGGGCAGGCCAAUUUAGCAAGUAUGCUUUUCUACUCUGCAGCCAUGCUAUUGUAAUAUGUGCAGGAUGUAGUUUGUAUUCAUCAUAUGGCAUGAAAUAUUUAAGAUCUUGCCUGAAAAUAGCAAUAUCUGGAUGGUAAUAUAUGCAGUGGUUUCCACUACAGUGUCAUUUCUGAUUUUAAUGAAGUGCCACCCGAGGGAACAAAGAUACUCCAAUAUUUGCUUCUGGCCUUGUCUCAGUGUUUUGUUGCUUCUGUCCCAACUUUUUUGAAAUAUGUUGUCAGCAUCAUUUUUUUUUUCGUUAAUUAAUUACAUCUUUUAGUUUCAACAUUUAUUUUUAUUUAAUUUAUUGUUGGGGAAUUUGGAGGUUUAAAUCAAAAUCUGUCACACGAACACUUUCUUCAAUUGUUUUGGAAUUGGGGGCUAAAUUAAUGUCAGGAGGAAACCUCAAAUGACUAAGAUUUAAUGUUGCUGUUGCAGCCUCUCCUUUGUGUUUCAUCAGUUUAUACUUGUUUGUUUUUUGUCGUUGUUUUUAAGGGCGAUGCUGGAGAACCAGGAGCUCAGGGGCCUCCAGGUCGCAUGGGAGAUGAUGUAAUGAAACAUAUUUUCUGCUCAUAUUUUGUCAAAACAAGCCAGAGUGCGUUGUGUAUUGACUGAUUUUUUAAUGCUUUUUGCAAUUACAGGGACAAAGAGGGCCUAUUGGUUUUCCAGGGACCCUGGGGGAAAAAGGAGAUAGAGUGAGUAAAACAACAGCUGAAUUAGAUUUCUUCUUUCUUAAAAAAGGGAAAACAAUGAUUCAGAGUUGUGUGGAAUAAUGAAUAUUUGUACCAACAUUUUUAAGGUUUAAGACUUUUUUGUUUGUAGGGUUCUCCUGGUUUCAAUGGCCUUCCUGGUCCCACUGGCCCACCUGGAGCUCCUGUAAGUAGUCUUAGAUUAAUCAUCUUUGUGUUCUCUGUAAAGUAAAGUCCAGUAAUGCAAGAGCAGAACAUUAAAGACAGCUCCUUCAAUAUGUCUCUGACUAUAUCUCUUGUCUCAGGGUGUGGAGGGAAUUCGUGGACGACAGGGUUUGGAGGGACCUAAGGGUGAUGAUGUGAGUUCUAUACUUGAACAUUUUGGUAUUGUUGAAAAAUAUCAUCUGAAAAACUUUCAGUUUGAAAACUUUGGUUUUGAUUAGGGCGCAGUGGGACCUCCAGGAGAGCCAGGCCCCGCAGGGGAGACAGGAGAAGCUGUGAGUGUACUGAUGGGAUUGAACGAACUUCUUAUUCAUACUUUAGUGCACAGAUACUGUAACUGUUGGACAUAUUGUUUCAGGGUGAGCCUGGUAAGGAUGGCUUAGAUGGACUUCCAGGCGUUGAUGGAGAAAAGGUGACUAAUUUUCAACUAUAGAUAUUUUUGUGAUGAGAUGCAUCCGUACAUUUGUUGUAAAGACUGUGGGGUAUUCUAAUUUUACUUUACAUUUAAAUACUGAAUGCUUCAGUUACUAACUUUUUCAGUAAAAUCAUGUGUUGAAACCACUGCAUGGGAACACGAUGCAGCAAAAUGUGUGCCUUACAAUUUCAAGGUUUUUGUGAAAGAAAUGUUCACUUGUUCAAACUACAAAGAGAAUAAAAAGUGAGGAAUCGAAUCAUGGCUUUCUUUCAUGCAUGCACAAAGGCCCACAAGGACACCAGCUAGUGUACAAUAAAUGGUCAACUGUACUAAAUGAAACUUGUCUUUUUAAAAGGGUGAGCCAGGUACUCCUGGAGCUGUCGGUGUCAGAGGGAUUGUUGGUAUUCCUGUAAGUUUGGAUUUGUUUUUUUUACUUUCUUUCAAAUGACAAUUAAUGCUUUUUCUACCUAAUACUUAUUGUCAUUAUUCUGUUAUUUGGGUAGUUAUGGCUUAUAUCCAAAUUAAGUUGAACCAAAGAAAACUAAUGUUGGACAAAAAGCCACAGAGCAAUUCAGAUUGAUGCAAAAGUAAAAUCAAACAACCAGCUGUAACGUAUGCAUGUUACGCUUUAAUUUUCUGUCUUUAUAUGUGAUGUGUUUUUAUUUUCAGGGGCUGCCAGGGAAGCAAGGAGUAGCAGGACCCCCCGGAGCAAAGGUAACUGGAUUAAUCUUCCAUUUAACGGCAUCCCUCAUCAUUUCAUUUCAUCACUGCACUGUUUCACUUGAAAUAAACUUUCUGGCAGUUUGCAGACUGAGCCGACAAACAUAACGAUUAAUAACUUGCAAACCUCUGUUGUGUAUUUAGGGUGACACUGGUGCUGAGGGACCCAUCGGACCAGUCGGACUUCCUGGAAAGACUGUAUGCCCCUCAUAACACUCCUAGAAAACAUUAUGUUUAUACUGCUCAUAAUUUUGAUCACCAUACCUCAAGAAAUGCUGCUAUGCUCAUUCACAUUCAUCUGUCUUUAUGUAGGGAGAGUCUGGAGCAGAUGGUGAAGAUGGGAAACCAGGAGACAAAGGAGCAACUGUGAGUUGGCUUUCACUUUGUUGGGUUGUUACAGGAUUUCUCACAUUGAUAGAUUGUUUGUUUGGAGCAUUGGUUAAUGGUUUUAAUUAUGUAAAGAAUUUUCAGUUAGCUUAGUAUUGCUGGGUCUACAUGUUAACUAUGUACAUGAAUCACAUGCAGGGUGAAACAGGAAAACAAGGACCAGUUGGGCCUGCAGGUCCUCCAGGUAUCCAGGUAAGACAUUUAUUCCUCACGACACAAUCCUACUUCGCUGUCAAAGAUCACAUAAAACUGAAAUAGUUUCAUUCCCAUGGUGUGUGAUGGGAUUAGUUAAUGCUGAUGGGCACUUAGCAUGGAACCCUCUGCCAUCAGUGUGUGGCAUUAACUGUAAAAGCUCUUUGAGUGGUCUCAAGACUGGAAUAGCUACAUAAGUACAGUCCAUUGACCAUACAGAAUAGAGUUUAUGUAUAGUAAAAGUGUAUGAAUAUAAGUUGCUGUGUUUCCAGGGUGACAAGGGAGACAAAGGUGAAACAGGGGCCAAAGGGAUGAAGGGUCACACUGGAUACAAGGGUGAUCAGGUUUGACAAAUCUUAUUUUACAUAUAUGACUUUGAAAAACUUGAAAAAGAUAAGUUUAUAAAUAAGAUUAUUUUCAUUGUGCAUAAUGCUCUCUCAUUUGGUUUCCAGGGGCCUAUGGGACCAGAGGGACCAAAAGGAAGUCAGGUAAGAAUUAUCCUUGAUUGUGUUCUUAUUUCAAAUAACUCAGAUCUAUAAAUUAGAUUUCACUGGAUUCAUACCUACAAGUUCACUGACACUGUCUUACUUCUCCUACCAGGGGGAUCAAGGUGUAGUAGGAGAUAUUGGGGUCAAGGGAGAUCAGGUAUGUGAAGCUGCCUUAUGUUUGGUUGAAAAAAAGAAGUGUUCUGUGUUUGUAUUAUAAAACACAGUGAAUGUUCGAUUCUUUACAGGGCCCUCCUGGUGUUCCUGGAAUCAAAGGAGAGGUAUGAAAAUACUACUCACUGUUCUGCUACCCUCAUUCUGCUUUUCUAUGCUGUCGCCCGAGGCCUGCUUAGGUUGUGGAAUCACUAUAUGCGAUUAAGAUAAGAAAUAUUACAGAAAAGACUCAUUGAGGAGUUCUUAACAGACUGAAUCUGAUACCGAUGCCUCUUUAUGGCAUUUAAAAGCAAAAAGACUAUCAGCAAUAUGAUGAAUAUAUUUUUCUGUUGUAAUUAAUGCUCGAAACAGCUGUAAGAUGAUUGACAGCAGCCUGAAAUACAUAGCAACUACCCAUAAUAAGUGAUAAAUUUUGUCAUUAAAAAUUGACAGGAUAAGUUAAUUGUCUGAAAACACGACUCUCACAUGUACAGGCCAAGAAAGAAAGAGGUAUUACUUUGUCCACAGAGGGCUCAAGACCAAAUCAAACAUGGCUCCCAACAGGAACAGCAACAUUCCCCAUUUAUUUUGAAGGAGCAAUUAAGAUUUAAAAGAAAUAGAUAUAAUUAUGUAGUUACACUUUCUUACGUGAUUUUAUUUCUUCUUAUGUGAAGCGUGGAGAGAAAGGCACAAGAGGAGCUACAGGAGACGAAGGUAGAACAGGCCAGCCGGGUCAUGAGGGUUUGGCUGGUCCUAUGGGGCCUCGAGGGCUUGAUGGCGAACCUGGCCUUCCUGGAUCACCUGGCCCCAGAGGUCUACCUGUAAGUGUCACAAGUAUAAACAUUAUCUUUAUCACCGGCCAUCUAAUGGGCUAAACUCUCAGAUCAGGUCAUUUUAAAGUGUACUUUGAGAUUAUACUCUAGUGGUUGGUUGGUGUAAAACCCAAUCGUGUAAUCAAUACAAGAAAUAAUGUGACGUAGGGGUCUUGUCCCGCCCUGCAUCUGUUGUAAAUAUUAAUGUUGACUUAAUAAUCCACAGGGCCCCAAAGUGAGUGAUGAGAAGCUCCGUGAGAUGUGCUCAGCUGUUGUUGAAGGUGAAGUUUGUUCACUUUGACCCCAUCACUUCCAGAUCUUCACUCAUAUCCUGCAAAUACUCAGACUUAGUUCUGACACUGUCCUGCUUUAUUUUGGUUUGUUUGCAUCUGUCCAGAGCAACUAGCAGAGUUUAUGAAAGAGUUACUGAAGAAGCCUGCAGCCAUCGGUGCUCCUGGUAGUCCUGGACUCGCAGGUCCUGCUGGCCCGCCUGGACCUGCCGGGGCAGCAGGAGCAGCAGGACUUCCAGGACCCGCGGGUCCCAAAGGUCAUCCAGGCUUCUUUGGACUCCCAGGCGCACCAGGGAAGAAGGGUCAGUGAACUUUUUUUCAAACCCUUUUAAUCAUACUUGGUUCUGAACUCCAUCAAACCCAUCCUAAAACGAAAUGUUAUGAAUAUAACUUCUGUUCCCUGAAGGAGAGGAACGAGGUACAACACAUAUAGUAUGGGAUAUCACGCCCCUGCGUGACCUGACUGAAGACACCUUUAUUCACGCCUUUAAGGCAGAUGAUCUGUGGUGACGUCUGGGAGGCUCCGCCUGCACAUAUAUACGUGUAACACCACAGUCAUCCUUCAGUUCGAUAGCCGCUCUUCACCGAGCUCUGCCGCGCAGCGGGGCAACCCAGUGUUGUACCUCGUUCCUCUCCUUCAGGGAACAGAAGUUAUAUUCAUAACAUUUCGUUCCCUUUCAGUCGAUUCACUCGGUACAACACAUAUAGUAUGGGACAUAUAUACACGCCCCGCAGAGCAGCCACCGAACCGAAGUCAAACCUCCAAAACUUUUAGUGCAUUGUAGACCCAGCAGAAAGGACAGCGUGAGCCACCGAAGGUGCUGUCACAUCCAAACGGUAAAACCGAACAAAAGUGUGCGGUGAUGACCAACUGGCUGCAGUGCAGAUAUCACUCACAGAAACCCCUUUAAACAAGGCCCAAGAGGCCGCCAUUCCCCUGGUUGAAUGUGCCUUCACACCUUGGGGCAACGGGAGACCCCUGCUGCCGUAUGCUAAGGAGAUAGCCUCCACAAUCCAGUGGGAAAGCCGCUGCUUAGACAGCGCCUUGCCCUUGGCUGGAUUAGCAAAACAGACAAACAACUGGUCACAUAAACGCACACUCUGAGUGCGGUCUAUGUAAGUGCGUAGUGCACGCACAGGGCACAAGGAAUGCAACCUCCUCUGCUCCUCAGAUGCAAAUGGAGGGGGGCAGAAGCUCAGCAGUUCAAAACUCAUAGAGCUAUAGGCUGUGGGGAUAAUCUUAGGUAAAUACGCCGCGUUUGGACGCAAUGUAGCCUUAGAUCCAUCCGGAGUGAACUGGGUACAAGAGGGAUGCACAGACAAAGCAUGAAGGUCGCCCACUCGCUUUGCAGACGUCAAAGCAAGUAGCAGUGCAGUCUUGUAUGAAAGAAAUUUCAUGUCUGCUGACUCAAUAGGCUCAAAUGGGGGUCCACCAAGAGCCUCAAGCACCAACCCUAAAUCCCAUGAGGGAACACUGGGUUUAAGAACAGGUCUUAGCCUGCGGACUCCCUUUAGGAAGCGCAUAGCAAGAGGGUGAGCGCCUGGCGUCACACCAUCAAAGCCAACAUGGCAUGCAGAUAUAGCCGCCAAAUAGACCUUAAUUGUUGAGAAAGAGAGACCCUUAUCCAGCAGGUCCUGAAGGAAUGUUAAAACAUCCACAAUAGAACUCUGAAAUGGGAGUACAUUUCGGUCCUGACACCACUGCUCAAACGCCCGCCAUUUAUAGGCAUAUAGGCCCCUAGUAGAUGAUGCCCUUGCACUCUGGAUUGUUGCCACCACAUUUGGGGGCAGACCCUGAGCCAUUAAGUUGGACCUUUCAACAGGUAAGCAUGUAGUUUCCACAGUUCUGGGCGCGGGUGAAUCACCUCUCCUCCCGCCUGGGAGAGGAGGUCCCUGCAAAAAGGGAGCUGCCAGGGCCUCGCUACCAGCAGACUGAUUAUCUCUGCGUACCACGACUUCGCCGGCCAGCGAGGAGCCACCAGGAUCAGGGAGAGCCCCUGCUGGCGCACCCUCUCCAGAAUGGGCAGAAUCAUUUCCACUGGGGGAAAAGCAUAUAGCAGCGUGUUGGGCCAUGGGUGAGCUAGCGCAUCCAUCCCCAGGGGAGCAUUGCAGUCUGUUAUGGAAAAGAACAGGGGGCAAUGAGUAUUUGCUCUGGAGGCAAAAAGAUCUACUUCUGCCUUGCCGAAGCGGUCCCAUAUCUGAGCCACCACUAGUGGGUGCAAUCUCCACUCUCUCACAAGAGGACCCCCCCUGGAGAGAAGGUCUGGUCCAAGGUUUAAGUGACCCGGAAUAUGUGUGGCUCUGAGGGACAGAAAAUGAACACUGCACCAUAGCAACAGAUAGUGAGACAGUUUUAACAGGGGAAGAGAGCGUGUCCCUCCCUGCUUGUUUAUGUAAGAAACCACGGUUGUGUUGUCCGUCCUGAUCAGAACAUGAUGGCCUGUCAGAACGGGACGAAAGUGCUUCAGAGCUAAAAGGGUAGCUAGUAGCUCCAGGUAAUUGAUGUGGAGUUUGCAUUGUGCUGGCGUCCACACACCUCUCACUGCUGCGCCCUCGCACAGAGCCCCCCAACCCCUCAGGGAUGCGUCUGUGGACACCACCUUGCGAAAAGACACCCUCCCUAUCGGAGAUCCCUGUUGUAGAAAACCGGGUUCUCUCCACGGGAGAAGAGCCGACAUGCAAGACUGAGUUAUCGUCAGCCUCCUCUGGAGGUGACGCUGCGCGCACAGCCGGUGAGACUGAGUCCAGCGUUGAAACGCUCUCAUUUUUAACAGUCCGAGCGGCACUACAGCGAUCAUAGAUGCCAUCAUGCCUGUCAGCUGUAAAAUCGUCCGGAAACACAGUUUGCGUCCCAACUGAAAUUGUGCAAGGCAGCGGUGAAACGCAGCCACCCUGCGUUCUGACAGACGUGCUCGGCUUGAAACGGAGCAUAUUUCCAGCCCGAGAAAUGAUACCUGUUGACUCGGAGUCAGUGAACUUUUCUGUAAAUUUACUGAAAAGCCCAGUGUUUGGAUGUGCGAUAGGGUCAAUGACAGCUGAGCCGCUGCUCGCUCUCUGGAGCUCGCGAUUAGCACCCAAUCGUCCAGAUAGGCUAAGAUGCGAACACCUUUCUCCCGUAGCGGAGCUAAUGCCGCCUCGACACAUUUGGUGAAUGUUCGGGGGCGAGUGAUAAGCCGAACGGCAGCACCAGGUAUUCGUAGGCUAUGCCCUCGAAUGCAAACCUUAGAAACUGCCUGUGGUCCGGAUGAAUUGCUACGUGAAAGUAAGCAUCUGUCAGAUCGAUAGUUGUAAACCAAUCUCCCGGUCUGAUCGCGCCCAGUAGCUGUCUGAGUGUUAGCAUCUUGAACCUGUAGGUUCGUAGGUAUUUGUUUAACACUCGCAAGUCUAGGAUAGGACGGAGCCCUCCUCCUUUUUUCGGAACAACGAAAUAGCGGCUGUACCAACCUUUGUUCGUUUCCGAAGCGGGAACAACUCGUAUCGCCCUCUUGUUCAACAAGUUGUUUAUUUCUUCCCUCAGCACUGCUGCUGCUUCCUCUGCUACAACUGUGUGUAUUACAGAGUGAAAGCGAGGCGGUCGGACCCUGAACUGUAAGCGGUAGCCGAUGGCAACAGUUCUCUCUACCCACGGCGAGACUGCGCAUGCGCGCCACCGAGAGAGACGAACAGUCAGUCGACUGACCUCCAGUACUGUGGGGGAGGGGUUGUCGCCCCCUAGCGUGCCGGCUGGGAACGGCAACACUUUCUCGCCCAGACUUGAUUGAUUCAUGAUGUUUUGAGAACAAAACGAAACCUUUAUUUGAUUCAAAGAACGUACAUUUGUGACAUUCACACAGUGAACAACAGGCGCCAUUAUUGGGGCAUGUGUAUGUGAGGGGGGUUGUGCUUGGGAGACUGUGUUAAGGGAGUGCAGCGCCUCUCGGGACCGGACCCCUGAACGAACUUUAAACGCGGCCUCUUUGGCGGCAGAAAAUGAAGGGCGGCAGUGUCUCCGUGCUGCUGGCCCUCUCGAGUCGAUCCCGAAGCUAGGAUGACUGCUGCUUCUUCUUCCUGGGCGCCGAGUCCCUCCGGAAGCUCGGUGGCGGACCCUUGUUCCAAGCCGAAGGGCGUGGGUUCUGACCGGGUACAUAUCGCUUCACCGGCUGGGGCCCCAAGCUGGCGGGCGCUGCAGUCCUCUUAGGGGGAGGCGCUGGUGCCGGUUUGUGCGGAUAACCCUGUUGUUUGGGCCUCGCAUCACGCCUGGGAAUGAUGCUUCUCAAAGCUUCGGUUUGUUUUUUCCUCAGCUCAAACUUAGCUUGAAUGUCGUCGAGGGACUGCCCAAACAAACCGCUGGCCGACACAGGCUCGUCCAGAUAAACCGCUCUGUCCCUCUCCGGAACGUCGGAGAGAGUCAGCCACAGGUGCCUCUGCGCCACCACCGUGGAAGCCAUGCCUCUACCGAGAGACAGCGCUGCACAGCGGGACACACGGAGGAUGUAAUCUGUGGCGACCCUAGCUUCAUUGAGGAGAGGAGUAAGCGGACUGUCAGGAGGCAUACGCGAGCCGAGUUCUGCCAGACACAUAGCUUGAUAUGUCUGAAGCAUAGUGACGGAGCUCAGUGCACGAGCCGUAUUUGCCUGUGUCCUGUAAAUUUUAUCCAGCUGUGACGCUGAAAAUCUACAGUGCUUGGAUGGGAGCGUGAUGGGGCCACCGACACCGUGAUUCUGGGCCGGGGCCAGAUAAGCUGCCAGGGACGCCUCCAUAGGCGGAGGGUUCACCAAUCCAGCUUUUUCAGCUCCAUCUAGAUCCAGAAACUGUCCACAACCGGGCACUGUGGCGCGGGUGGACAGCGGCUUGUUCCAUGUCGAGGUUAGUUCCGCGACAAAAUCCGGGUACAUGGGCAAACUGUUCUUAACAGUCGUCGGUUCGGGUGGGAGAAAAAACCCUGUGAACCGCGACGGUUUUUGAGCUGGAGGAGGAGAGGGCCAUUCUACCUCCAGUUUCUCAGCUGCACGGCGGUACAGUGAGAGGAAGGAUGUGUCGUCCAGAUCAACCGGCGCAGCAGCGGCGGCAUACUGACCUGAAGACAACGGCUCCAGCUCAUCUUCCGAAAAACCCUGCACGUCCAGGCCGAUGUCCAGCACGUCAUCGUCCUCCUGGUAACAAGCUAGCCCGGAUAGCGGCUGGCCAGCGCCCUCGGAGGGGCCCGGCUCAAACCCAGCUGACCCGUCAGCACACUCCACAUGGUCUGCCCAGCUUCCAACUGAGCCUUCGACCAGAAAGUCCUCACCACCGGACUCGGACGAAGCCGGGUCUCUGGACUCGGAAAGGAGGGGGUCGUGCAGCGCAACAGCGGUUUUUCCAAGAAUUUUCUCCACAAACUUGACCCGCCUUCCCAGGGUUGAGCUCCGAAGCCGGUGACAGGACUCACACGACUCGGGCUCAGUCAACGCCCUCCUGGCGUGGACAAUCCCCAGGCAAACGGGACAAGCCUCGUGAAGAUCCUUCUCGUGAAGGGAGAAGCCGCACCCCUGAGGACAGGGGCGAACAGAAGACUUCGCCUUCACCUUCAUGGGCUUAGAGCUCAUAACGAGACUCAAAAGCUGAACGAAAUUAGCGCUCCGCGGGUAGCCGUAGGCUAACACCAACAGGGGCAGUUGAGCUAAAGUCGAUCAAGCAGUAGCCAGAGACAAGACCAGGCUAAUUUAGCAGCAGCUAGUUAGCCCGACUCGGUGUAGGUGUUCUCAGCGAGGUGAAGAGCGUAAGAACUGAAGGAUGACUGUGGUGUUACACGUAUAUAUGUGCAGGCGGAGCCUCCCAGACGUCACCACAGAUCAUCUGCCUUAAAGGCGUGAAUAAAGGUGUCUUCAGUCAGGUCACGCAGGGGCGUGAUAUCCCAUACUAUAUGUGUUGUACCGAGUGAAUCGACUGAAAGGGAACUACAGAAACUGCAGACUCCAGCAGACUUUAAAAGGAUCCCAAGAACCACAAACAAGAUAAGAUUUGCUGCUGCAGCAACAGCUUUUUAGCUUUUCCUUUGUUUUCUCGGAGAUCAUUCACAAUUCAAACAGUAAGAUUAGUGGCAGAGAAAUUAAAUCAAGCUUUCGAGAAACAAGGCAGCAGGCAGUAUUCCUUUGACCACAGCACGCUGACAGAAGUUAUGCAGAGCCCUCUACAGAUGGAGGAGAUUCACUCAUGCAUUACAUUAUACAAUGAAUGACUCACCAAGCAAGGAUGAAUCAGAUCAGACUCAUUAAGUUUCCUCAUUGCAUCUUUAUAACUGAGAACACGGCAUGCCUCUCCAUUUCAUCUAAAUAUCAACCUGUGUGUCCUUUGUGUGCUUCUCUGUCCUGCAGGUGAUGCUGGUGAAAAAGGAGACAAGGGAGACAAAGGAGAGGAUGGGGUAGGAAUCAAAGGAAGCCCAGGUGAACCAGGUGCACCAGGUAAGUGCUGUGGCCAUGAGAGUUCUUAUUCAGUAUCUAGGCAAAUAAAAUCAGAUUUUACUACUUUUUAUGAAGACUUUGAAUUCUUUCUCAUUUUUAAAAUACAAAAAAUAUGCACAGUCACUCUUGACAAUAGCCAGUGAGUUCUUGGACUGCAUUGCAUAUUUGCUGUUGGCCCCUUUCCUCUCACUUGUAGACUGUUUGCCCAAAGAGAGCCAGAAGCAGCUGAAACAUUAGUGGAUGAUAAAUCUUACAAUGUAAACUAGAGGUGAAUCCAUCCAACUUUUAAAGUCCCAAUACGGAUACCAGCACCGAUACCUGGGCUUUGGUUUCACCCAUCAUCAACACUGAACAAACUAAUGACAGAAUUAAAUCAACAACCUGCAUCUCAAAGAUAUCCAGAAUAAAUGUCCUGUAAUAAACUCAAAUUCAAACCUGAACUCUUCAGUGUGAGGCUGGGACUGGGAAAGUAUGUUUUUGCAACACCAGGCUUUUUUAACUUUGUAAACCAAAAUGAAUAUAUAUCCCACCAAACAAUGGACGUUGGAGAGACGUGCAGAUCACGUCAGUAUUGGGUCUGUCCAAGACCACAUCUAGACGUCAGAGCGACGUGCAAAAUAGGUUCGAGAUUUUGACGUCUAAAUUGGACCUUUAUUAGACUUCAUAAUGACAUACAGCAUUUGGACAUCAUCUAAAGACCAAAUCUAGAUGUCAGCGUGACGUGCAAAAUAGAUCCAAGCUUUAGACGUCAUUAUUGGAUCUCGUUUAGACGUUGAACAGAUGUUCACAUUUUUACCUUAUCUGGAUGUCUCCGUCAAGGACCAAAUCUAAACAUUGAAGCAACAUGCAAAACAGAUCCAAGAUUAGACGUCAUUAUUGGUGUCUAAACCAGGCAGUACAUUAAAACUAACUUAGUCAUUAUUUUUACAAAAGAAAUUGAAAAUUGCAUUUACUGCUUGCUUUGGUAAGUAAAUCUCUUACAAUUAAAGGGUACUACAGAUCAACUAUAAAACCCUCAAUGCAGCUGUGGAUUAGUCAGGAAGAGCGUGAAGAAAACGAGUGCAAUUAUAGCAACUAAUUUUCAAACAGAUAACUAAAAUUUUCACAUCGUCUUCUCUUGGUACUUUAAAUUUUGACCAUAAAGUUUAUGGAUCAAGAUUAACAUGCAGAAUUCAAGACCAUUCAUGGGGAUAGUUUUUUCUUUCAUUUUUGAAGUUUUGUGCAUCUCACCCUCAGGUGCCCCAGGUGCUCCGGGCAUUGGUAAAGAUGGCAAAAAUGGAGAACGUGGUGAGACAGGAAGUCCAGGUUCCCCAGGAGCAGCUGGUCUAAGGGGACCCAUAGGGCCACCUGGGCUUUGUGACCCAUCAACCUGUAUUAACAGGCUUCCACCUCUCUAUAUGGUCAGUGGAAAGAAGUCUGCUAGCUACCAUAAACCAUGAGACAUCCCAGGUCUUUGAAACAGUCCAGAGUUCAUCCUGAAGAGGCCACUGUUAAGGGCUCUUUCUUAAGAGUCCAGGCGUGGUGAUCUUGGAAGUCUUCAAAUGUCUCCAUCUGAACCACAAGUCUAAGAAGCGAAAAGGGAAACAGAGACCAUGCACAACUGUAGAAUACUGUAUAGACAUUUUAUCUUGUAUUUGAUUAUAGUGAAAACUUAUCUAAUGUUCAGAGAUAGCUGCUACUGAUGCCAAAGAAAUUUCUCUCCAGCUAACGGCAGGCAUACACGCCCGUGAGAUGACCCAAACAAACCUAUGCAGUUACAACUGCUGUGCCCUUUUCUAUCAGUAACAACACAUAUUAGUAAACUGUAUAACAUUUCUAAUUUACUUACAUGCAUGAACUUUCCCUCUACCUGAAUAAGCUCCUGAAAACAUUGCUUCUUUUUCAGAGGAGCAGUGAUGAGGAACAAAAUUUGAGACUGAAAAUAAAUAUGAAUAGAAAUCUUGUUUCAAGAACAAAACAGUAAUCACUUUGACAGCUUUGAAAUUCACCAAGAGUGCAGACCUGACACCUUCAACAGUUAGCUCUUCCAUGUAGGAUCAUCAUUUUUUUUUGCUUGUUUUUGUCCUAAUAAUGUUCUUUAAAAAUGUAAUAAAGUGAUAUGUUUUGGAAGUGUGGC
Molecule: messenger RNA, 34165 nt
Organism: Xyrichtys novacula (pearly razorfish)
Lineage: Eukaryota; Metazoa; Chordata; Actinopteri; Labriformes; Labridae
Source: the annotation of a GenBank genome assembly